This is a messenger RNA of Meloidogyne enterolobii, 1818 nucleotides long. The record is from the annotation of a GenBank genome assembly. NCBI's taxonomy places the organism in Eukaryota, Metazoa, Nematoda, Chromadorea, Rhabditida, Meloidogynidae.
AUGGGAAAGUUGCCCAAAAAUUUUGCACUUCUUAAACGAAGCGAAAACCAACGAAUUUCUAGACGCCGUUUACAGGAAAAUUCGUCAUUUUCUUCUAAUGUGUCUUCUGGUGAAGAUGACAAGAAGGAAUUGUUGGAUGAUAUUGUUACAGAUUGGAAAGAUUCUGAUUGGGCGCCUUCAAUUUCAGCUGUUUUUAAAAUUCUUUUUUCAAUCCGUCUUUCAGCAUCACUUUGGAGUAUAAUUUCUGAUUGUGACGAAGUAUAUAAUUAUUGGGAACCUUUACAUCUUGUUUUGUUUAAACGUGGAUUUCAAACCUGGGAAUAUUCUCCUCUUUACGGAAUUCGUUCUUGGUUAUAUAUUCUUUUAUAUGCUGGCCCAGCCAAAUUUUUAAUAAAAAUUUUUCCAGAAUCUAAGGUUGCACUUUUCUUUUCCCUUCGUUUUCUUAUUAGCUUUUUUACUUUAUUUUCUGAAUUAUUUUUAUAUCGAGCUAUUUGUCAAAGAAUUUCGAAUUCAAUUGGAAGAACAUUUAUUUUAUUUAGCACAUUUUCUAGUGCAAUGUUUGGAGCUAGUUGUGCUUUUUUACCUUCUUCAUUUAGCAUGUCUUUAAAUGCUUGUGCUUCUGCUUUUUAUUUAUUUGAAUAUUGGUCACUUUCAAUUUUUUGUACGGCUAUUAGUGCUUUAAUUGGUUGGCCUUUUUCUGCAAUUCUUGGAUUACCUAUUGUAAUAGAAAUGUUAAUAAUUAGAAAAAGAAAAUUAGCUUUAAAAUUUUUAUUUUAUUCAAUUCUUUUUGGAGUAUCAAUUUGUUUAUUACUUUUUGUUGUUGAUACACAUUUCUUUGGAAGGCCUGUUCUAGCACCUUUAAAUAUUAUUUUUUAUAAUAUAUUUUCGAGUAAUGGGCCAAAUCUUUAUGGAAAAGAACCAAUUUCUUUUUAUUUAAAAAAUUUGUUUUUAAAUUUUAAUAUUGCUUUUAUUUUGGCUAUUUUUGCAAUUCCAUUUUGUUUAUUAUUUUUAAUUGCUCAAAAAAUAAAUGAAGAAAAAUACAAAAAAGAAGACAAAACAAUAUUAUUUAAAAAUUAUUUUGAAAGUAAAAUUUAUUUAUUUAUUAAAAACAUUUUUAUUUUAUUACAAGAUAAUCCUUUAAAACAAUGGGAAAGAUUUAGACCUUUAAUUUUUCUUUCAAUGUCGGCAAUUGUUUGGAUGUUAAUUUUUAUGUUACAGCCACAUAAAGAGGAACGUUUUCUCUUUCCAAUUUAUCCACAUAUUUGUUUAUUGGCAGCUUUUUGUUUGGAUUGUUUGUAUAGAUUAUUAAAUAAAACAAAAUUGGCAACAACAUUUUGUAUUGCUAUUUUAAUUAUUUUUGUUAUUGCAAGUUUUUCGCGAAUUGCUGCUUUACACAGAAAUUACUCUGGAUUGCUGGAUAUUUACAAAGAUUUUAAUAAUAAAAUAUCUUCUGAUAAAAGUUUAAUACAAAAUACAACAGAAAUAUUGCCAAUAAGAGUUUGCAUUGGAAAAGAAUGGCAUCGUUUUCCUUCUUCUUUCUUUUUGCCAGAAAGUGGAAGAAAUUUUAGUGAAGUAGAAAUGCGUUUUAUUCGCAGCGAAUUUCGGGCUCUUUUACCAGAUAUUUUCCCAAAAGGGUCAACAUUAUCAGAAAUUACAAGGCAAAUACCAAUUCAUCAAAAUGAUGAGAAUCGAGAGCAAUUAGAGAGAUAUGUGCCUCUAGAAUCUUGCAAUUUUCUGAUUGAUUUGGUUGGAAUGGAACCGACAGAACUAGAACCAGACUAUUCAAAAAUGGUGGGUAAAAUAAUAAUUAAAAAAUAA